CACAUUUUCUCUGCUAUGGACAUGUGUUUGGAACGUUAAUAUUCUCUGGAUCUGCAGACUUCCAUUUAUGGACUGGAUCCAUCAGACCUCUGCUUGUGUCUGAGCCAUGCUGCGUGUGUUUAUUCUGUGCGCAGAGCGUCUGCAAACGCCAGACGAUGACAUCAGCGACGCCUACUGCACCGUCACCUACGAAGGGUCCAAGAAGAAGACAAAGAUCAUCAAGAACAACCCCAACCCUGUUUGGAAUGAGGGCUUUGAAUGGGAUCUGAAGGGGAUUCCUCUGGACUCUGGAGCUGAGCUGCACUGCGUUGUCAAAGACCAUGAGAAGAUGGGGAGAAACAGGUUCCUGGGAGAGACGAGACUGGCUCUCAGAGAUGUACUCAACUCUCCCAACCUGGCUGCUUCCUUUACCGUCUCCCUGUUGGACACUAAGAGAAACAACACAGGGGCUACCCUGACCCUGCAGGUCUCCUACAUCCCUCCACCAGGAUCAGCUCCAGUCUUCCAGCCUCCUCCACAGCCGGAGGCUCUGCCCCAUAACAACCCCAGUGUGGAGCUGGACACCGUCACAAUGAUUUCUCUGGACACUUUGGGUGAAGAGGACACAGAGAGCAUGAUGAUGCUGGAGUCCACUGAGGACCAGGGCCCCGAUGACGGACGCUCCAUGGUGAUUGUCGGACCCCAGGGUCCCCCUGGUCAGGAGUCCCCGACUGCCCAGACCCCGAAGCGCUCCCCUCCAUCAUACAACCCCCAGGGAGGGCUGAGGAAGAGGAGGAGAGGAGCCAGCAGUCAGCCCAAACCACUGCCCAACAAACCCCAGGACCUCCAGGUUCGGGUGCGGAUUAUUGAGGCGCGACAGUUGCCGGGCAUUAACAUCAAGCCCGUCGUCAAAGUAACAGUAGCCGGACAAAACAAGAGGAGCCGCAUCAGAAAAGGCAACAACCCAGUGUUUGAUGAGACAUUCUUUCUGAACUUCUUUGAGACUCCAUCAGACCUGUUUGAUGAACCAAUCUUCAUCACUGUGUGUGACUCACGCUCACUGAGGACUGAUGCUGUAAUUGGUGAAUUCAAGUUGGAUGUGGGGACAGUCUAUAAUGAGCACAGACACUGCUUCUUGAGGAAAUGGCUGCUUCUGUGUGACCCUGAUGACCUCUCUGCUGGGGUCAAAGGUUACCUAAAGGUCAGCCUGUUUGUCUUGGCUGCUGGAGACGAGCCACCGGCUGACAGGCGUGAGUGUGUGGAGGAUAAAGAAGACAUUGAAGGAAACCUGCUGAGGCCGGCCGGUCUGUCUCUGAGAGGAGCCACCUUCACCCUGAGGAUCUUCAGAGCUGAAGACCUUCCACAGAUGGACGAUGCCUUCAUGGACGGAAUGAGACACAUUCUUGGGUUUGACAGCAACAGGAAGAACCUGGUGGAUCCUCUGGUGGAGGUCCACUUUGCAGGAAAAACAGUUUGCACCAAGACUCUGGAAAAAAAUGCCAAUCCACAGUGGAACCAGAGCCUGGCCAUGCCUAUUAGGUUUCCUUCCAUGUGUGAGAAGAUGAGGAUCCGGGUGCUGGACUGGGACCGAGCCAGUCACAAUGAUGUCAUUGGCACUGCCCAUCUCUGCAUGUCCAAAAUCUCAGCCCCUGGAGGAGAGAUAGAUGACGACUUGACUCCACGGACCGUCCACUCUGGCAUGGAUGACAGUCUGGGUUUCCUGCCGACGUUUGGUCCGUGUUUUGUCAAUUUGUACGGCAGCCCCAGAGAGUUCAGCGCCUUCAACGACCCACAUGAAGCUCUAAACCUGGGAAAAGGGGAGGGUGUGGCAUACAGAGGCCGAGUUUUACUGGAACUAACCACAAAACUGUCAGACAAACCAGAGCAGAAGACUGAGGACGUCCCAUCAGAUGACCUGCUGGUGGUGGAGAAGUUUCUCAGGAAGCGGAAGUUCUCUCUCUUUGUGGCAUUUUAUUCCGCCACGCUCCUCCAGGACGUCGAUGAUGCCAUCCAGUUUGAGGUCAGCAUUGGUAACUACGGCAACAAGUUUGACUACACCUGCCUCCCUCUGGCCUCCACCACGCAGUUCAGCAGAGCGGUGUUUGACGGUUGUCAUUACUACUACCUCCCAUGGGGAAACGUGAAGCCGGUGGUGGUUCUGUCUUCAGAAUGGGAAGAUAUCAAACCGAGGAUCGAGGCUCUGAACAUGCUGCUGGCUGCCAUCGACAGAUUGGAGUUGAACCUGCAACGGGUGCAGCAGGAGGUGAAGGCGGGCAGUGACCUGGAGGAGGUGGAGCUCAGGGUGGUCGAACUAUUGGAUCAGGUCAUCACCGACUGCACUCAGGAACUGCCGUCUCUGGACCAGUGGCAGUGCACGACCCCUCUGGAUCGCUCACUGAGGCACAUUCGCUCUUUGCACUUGGAGCAGAUCGUCCAGGCGGCGCUGGCUCUCAAACACGGCCAGGCCACCGAGCUUUCCACCGUCAUGGAGCAGGCUGAGGACUGGGCCAACAGGCUGAGGACCAUGGCUGAGGAGCCUCAGAACAGUCUUCCAGACAUCGUCAUAUGGAUGCUGCAGGGCGACCGCAGGGUGGCCUACCAACGCAUUCCGGCUCACUCCGUCCUCUUCUCCCAGCAACACUGUGGGAAACACUGUGGACGGCUGCAGACCAUCUUCCUCAAGUAUCCCCAGGGCAGUGGUGGGGAGGCCAAGCUUCCUGGUCAGAUCAGGGUCAAAGUGUGGUUCGGAUUGGCUGCAGAUGUCAAACACUUCAACCAGUUUGCUGAGGGGAAGCUGUCUGUCUUUGCUGAGACGUAUGAAAACCAGACUCGACUUGCCCUGGUGGGCAGCUGGGGAACUACAGGUUUGACUUAUCCCAAAUUCAGUGACGUCACAGGUCGGAUUAAACUUCCCAAAGAGAGCUUCAAACCCUCGCCUGGGUGGACCUGGGCCGGAGACUGGUACAUCAGCCCUGAGAAGACACUACUGUUUGACGUGGAUGCCGGUCACAUGACCUUCACAGAGGAAGUGUUUGAAAACCAAAUGAGGCUUCCAGGAGGGCAGUGGAUCGGCAUGCCUGAGGGCUACACCGACGUCAAUGGUGAAAAAGCAGUGCCAAAGGAUGAGGUGGAGUGUCCCCCUGGUUGGGUGUGGGAGGAGGUGGAGUGGAGUGAGGAUCUCAACAGGGCCGUGGAUGAUCAAGGUUGGGAGUACGGCAUCACCAUCCCUCCAGAUCGCCGUCCCAAAUCAUGGGUUCCAGCUGAAAAGAUGUACCACACCAACCGGCGGAGAAGAUGGAUCCGGAUGAGACGACGAGACCAACAGAAGAUGGAUGCUCUAAAAAAGCAGCGUCCAGACGACUCCGAGAAGGAGGGCUGGGAGUACGCUUCGUUGUUUGGUUGGAAAUUCCACCUGAAGCCGAGGAAGACGGACAGCUUCAGGAGGCGGAGGUGGAGGUGUCGCAUGGAGCCUCUGGAGAAGACAGGCCCCGCUGCCAUCUUCGCCCUGGAGUGUUCUCUGAGCAGUAUAGAGGACAAGAACGACGAUAAAUCAGUCACGACCACAUUUGGAGUCAACAGACCGACCAUUUCCUGUUUCUUUGACCAUGGGACUCGUUACCACCUUCGGUGCUAUCUGUACCAAGCUCGAGACCUGCUGCCCAUGGACAAAGACAGUUUCUCAGACCCCUACGCUAUCGUGUCCUUCCUCCAUCAGUCUCAGAAGACGGUGACGGUUCGUAACACACUAAACCCCACCUGGGACCAGACCCUCAUCUUCUAUGAGGUGGAGAUAUUUGGCGACGCUGAGACCAUGACGGUCAACCUGCCCAAUGUGGUGGUGGAGCUGUACGAUCAGGAUACAUACGGAGCUGAUGAGUUCAUGGGCCGCUGUGUGUGUCAGCCCUCCAUGACUCCCUCCCCCCGCUUGGCCUGGUUCCCCAUUCACCAAGGGGGCAAGAACGCCGGCGAGCUGCUGGCCGCCUUCGAACUUACACGCAGGGAAAAGCCAUCGGUUCACCAUAUUCCUGGUCAAGAGGGAGACAUCAUAACCUCCACUCAUGUUCUGGAUGAGCUGUUGUUUCCAGACUUCCUCUCCAAGAACCUGCAGCAAUGGCCGGACGAGUCAGACCUCCCGUAUCCCCCUCCUCAGAGAGAACCCAACGUCUUCAUGGUUCCUCAGGGAAUCAAACCUGUUCUGCAGAGAACCGCUAUCGAGAUCUUAGCGUGGGGCGUCCGGAACCUGAAGAGUUUCCAGUUGGCCAGUGUCACCUCUCCCAGCCUGCAGGUGGAGUGUGGAGGCUGCAUGGUGCAGAGCUGCGUCAUCCGCAGCGUGAAGAAAAAACCCAACUUUGACAUCAACACACUCAUCCUUGAUGUGAGACUACCCCGUGAGGAGCUCUACAUGCCACCGAUAGUCAUCAAAGUCAUCGAUAACCGUCAGUUUGGCAGGAAGCCGGUGGUGGGUCAGUGCACCGUCCGUUUACUGGAGGACUACCGGUGCAGCACCGAGGAGGAGGAAGAGGAGGAGGAGGAGGAUGGAUGGAGGAGUGAGAGGCCAGACUUAAUUUCUGGAGAUGUUUUUGUCCACAUUGAUGAUGAGGAGCUGCUCAUACCUGAACAGGCAGAAGAGUUCAUGGACUGGUGGAGUAAGUUUUAUGCCUCGACAGGAGAGAAAAACAAGUACGGGACGUAUCUGGAGAAAGGCCUGGACACACUAAAGGUGUUUGACCGGGAGCUAGAGAAGGUGGAGGGUUUUGAAGGUCUGUCGGAUUUCUGUCAAACCUUCAAACUGUACAGAGGAAAGACUCAAGAUGAAGGAGAAGAUCCAUCUGUGGUGGGGGAGUUUAAGGGUAUGUUUAAGAUCUACUCCCUCCCAGACGACCCCUCCGCCCCUUCACCUCCCCGACAGUUCCGAAAACUCCCGCCCAACGGCAUCGAGGACUGUCUGGUCCGGGUCUACGUCAUCCAGGCUCAUGGACUGCAGCCCAAAGACCCCAAUGGGAAGUGUGAUCCGUACGUGAAGAUCACUCUGGGGAAGAAGAGCAUCAAUGAUCAUGAUAACUACAUCCCCUGUACACUGGACCCUGUCUUUGGAAAGAUGUUCGAACUCACCUGCUCGCUCCCGCUGGAGAAGGACCUCCGGGUGAUGCUGUACGACCAUGACAUGCUGACCAAGGAUGAGAAGAUCGGUGAGACGGUCAUCGACCUGGAGAACCGCUUCCUGUCCAAGUAUGGAGCCAUGUGCGGGCUGCCCCAGUCCUACUGUGUAUCGGGUGUAAACCAGUGGCGGGACCAGUUGACACCUCGUCAGCUGCUGCACAGAGUUUGUGAGCGGAGAAACUUGAGAAAACCAGUCUACGAUGGAAACCGAGUCUUCUUCCGAGGAGACGAGUUUACUGCAGCAGACCUCGAGGACAGCAAGUCAUCCAGUCCUCACCUGGGUCCAGUUGAGGAGCGACUGGCCCUGCACAUCUUGAGGAGAGUGGGUUUGGUACCUGAACAUGUGGAGACCAGACCUCUGUACAGUCCUCUGCAGCCGGACAUAGAACAGGGCCGUCUGAUGAUGUGGGUGGACCUGUUCCCCAAGUCCCUGGGACCACCUGGACCUCCAUUUAACGUCACACCCCGCAAGGCCAAGAAGUUUUUCCUGCGUUGCAUUGUGUGGAACACCAGUGACGUUAUCCUGGAUGACAUCAGCAUCAGCGGAGAGAGGAUGAGUGACAUCUACGUCAAAGGGUGGAUGGAGGGACACGAACACAACAAGCAGAAGACAGACGUUCACUACCGCUCUCUGGGAGGAGAGGGAAACUUCAACUACAGGUUCCUGUUUCCGUUCCACUACCUGCCGGCGGAGCAGCUGUGUGUCAUCGACAAGAAGGAACAUUUCUGGAGUCUGGAUAAAGCUGAAACUAAACUGCCUCCCAAACUCUCCAUCCAGAUCUGGGACAACGACAAGUUUUCCUUCGAUGACUACCUUGGUCACCUGGUCAUGGACCUGAACCACAUGCUGCGACCGGCUAAGUCUGCAGAGAAGUGCGACCUGCAGCUGCUGGAGCAGCCGGCCGAGCGUCUGGUGUCUCUGUUCGAACAGAAGACGGUCAAAGGCUGGUGGCCCUGCACCUGUCAGCAGGACGGACACAAGAUCAUGGCUGGGAAGGUGGAGAUGUCUCUGGAGAUCGUGACAGAACAGGAGCAGGAGGAGAGACCAGCCGGCCUGGGCAGAGACGAACCCAACAUGAACCCACACCUGGAGGAGCCUCAGCGUCCAGAAACCUCGUUCCUCUGGUUCUCCUCGCCCUAUAAGACCCUCAAGUUCAUCCUGUGGAGGAGGUUCAAAUGGUUCAUCAUCCUCUUCAUCAUCCUCUUCCUCAUCAUCCUCUUCCUGGGAGUCUUCCUCUACGCAUUCCCGAACUACGCGGCUAUGAAGAUGGUGGGACCUUUUGGACCCCCGAGGACCUCCCAGUGAGGACAGACGUGUCCAACAGAGCACGGACAGGCCUAAGACGACCGCUCACUUUCAUCUUCUUUUUCUGCCUUCCUUUGUUCUCGAACCCUGUCGUCUUCUUUUCCUACAGUUGUCAUUUCUGAAUGAGUUGAGGAACUUUGUAUUGGUCUUCUUUUUCUUUCUCCUCUUGUGGCCGGAGUUCAGCAGGUUAAGUCUGGGAUUUGUUGUAUCUGCUCAGGGAGUUUCAGCUUUAUUAGUACAACGUUUUCAGGUCGAUGGAUGUGAGUAGAUAAGGACACACGUCACACUCUGUAUGUGCAGGUUGGAGUCUGUUUUGGUUCCAGUGUGACACAGUCUGAACAGGGAGAGGUACACAGGUGGGACUAAUCCAUCCAGAUUCUCCAGGAUUUCCUGAGUUUCAUGUCUUAGGUUUUAUUUUUGUUGCUAAGUAGUCUGUGUCUGGUUAAACAGCACACAAAGUCCAAACUAUCGACAGAAGUGGAGGACGCCUCCACCUGUGCACUGUUCUCCUGCUGCAUUUGACUUCACACCUUCUCUUCAUUUGCUUCGGUCCACACCGCUGUGGAAAAGGGACUGGGUCCUGUUUGGUCAGUUUUCAGCUCAGUUAUGAGCCACGCAGGCCUUGGAAACAACAGUCACAUGGACUCACAAGCAGCUCUUUGAUUGGACAGAGUUUUGGUAACACUAAUAAUGCCUCAGAGAGCUGACGAAACAAACCCCUCAGCUGUGGAUUCCACUGGUUUACCUGCUCGGAACCAAAUAUGAGCAUCAGUCCAUACUUUUAGGCCAUGUUUCCACUUUGUGGAACCGGCUCCACUCGACUCUGGUACCAGGUCCUAUUCCAGACCGUUUCCAUUACAGGAUACUACUCACUUUAAUAAUAAUAAUAAUUAUGGAUUGGAUUUAUAUAGCGCUUUUCUAGACACCCAAA
Molecule: messenger RNA, 7376 nt
Organism: Sphaeramia orbicularis (orbiculate cardinalfish)
Lineage: Eukaryota; Metazoa; Chordata; Actinopteri; Kurtiformes; Apogonidae
Gene: dysf
Product: dysferlin, limb girdle muscular dystrophy 2B (autosomal recessive)
Exons: 56
Coding region: 107-6445 (2112 amino acids)
Biological process (GO): membrane fusion; plasma membrane organization
Cellular component (GO): membrane
Source: RefSeq, a predicted model, not a curated record